Capronia epimyces CBS 606.96 is the source of this 2352-nucleotide messenger RNA. RefSeq lists its product as uncharacterized. Gene Ontology annotation, biological process: positive regulation of transcription by RNA polymerase II; DNA-templated transcription. The transcript has a single exon. Gene Ontology annotation, molecular function: zinc ion binding; DNA-binding transcription factor activity, RNA polymerase II-specific; DNA binding. Bases 1 to 2352 code for a protein of 783 amino acids. Lineage: Eukaryota; Fungi; Ascomycota; Eurotiomycetes; Chaetothyriales; Herpotrichiellaceae. The record is from RefSeq and is a predicted model, not a curated record.
AUGCCCGCGAACGAUGAUGGACCCGGACAGGUCAGGGAGCUACACUGGGACCAUUUCCCUCCCUCGAAUUUCUUAAAGUCCAAGUCUCGAAGGGUCGAACAAGCGUGCAUUCGUUGUCGCAGCAGGAAGGCCAAGUGCAAUGGCUCGCGCCCAAGCUGCUCCGGUUGUAGGGGCGCCAACGCAGCUUGCAUUUACGCAAGCCCUCCGCGGAAACGUGGCCUGACUGGAGGCUACGUACGGGUCCUGGAAACGCUCUGGGGGUCGAUUUUGGAAAGAAUCGAUGGAAGCGAGCACGCCGCGAUCAAGCUGUUGGAAGAGCUUGUUGUCGACCGGGGCGAGGAAUGGCGAAUGGAAGUGCUAGAGAAAUGGAAGAACAGUCGUCUUUUGCGGGAGGUCAACCGCCAACUGAGCAUCUGGGACACCCCUGAAGAGAGAGUCCAGAGUCAGGAAGGCAAGACGAAUGCACAGACGAAACAAGACGGGGCCAGCUCUCUACAGAAUCCACCCAUUUUCCAAUGGCGUGUUCCCGAAGAAACGCACGUUGAGAAGGACAGGGCAUCCUCCAGUCCGGCAGAGGUUAUCACGGUCGGAACCUCUUCCACCCUAGAUUAUCUGCAGAGCCACCGAUCCGAAGCCAACCAGAAUACGAAGUAUCAGAAGAUACACUCAAUGACGGUUGCCUCACCCUUGUUGCCCUACCACACAUCGGACAGGCAUCCCGAGGGCGUCCUGACAUUACCCGACAACACCUGGGAACUCCUGAACCGUUAUUUCACGUACACUCAUACUUGGUUUCCGAUCCUGGAAAAAAGCGACAUUUACAAGACGGCCCAGCAAUAUCCAUGCCCGCGAGAUCAGAUCUACGAGCACACCGCCCAGACUGGAGCACACGCGGCGUUAUGGGCGGCACUGACCUUGGCGCAGUUGCAAGAUGUUGCUAUGCCCUUCGACCCGCCCGACAUUGUACCAGCUGAGCGCCAUGGCAAAGCAGACACGGAAGCGUAUCGAACCGCUCGAACUUUGAUCCCGGAUGAGGACUAUCCCUGUGACCUGGGUCACGUCCAAUCAUUGCUGCUGCUGAGCCUGGCGAGCUGCAAAGCCGGUGCCUGGGAAAGAGCAUGGCAUUCAGCAGGACGCGCCUUACGGGCGGCAUACGAGGUCAGGUCGAAGACUCGGAAUGAGGGGUACGCAACGUCCCUCAACUUGUGCGGGAGGCAAAAACACGUUCUGAUGGGUGCCUUCAUUCUUGAUACGGUGAUCUCUGCUCGAGUCCAAAGACCAGCCCAUGUGAGAUGCCAUGACAUGGCCGACGCGGGCUUAGUUCUAGAAGAUGGGAUUGAAGAAUGGGGUCCGUGGGUGGACAUAUCAACAUGUCGAGGCCCGAAUGACAGCAACAUGAACCAGCAUCAGCCACUUCGUGUCGCCAGUGUUUUCAAUCGCCUGUUUGAACUGUCCUGCAUUCUUCACGACCUUGCAAACGACGGCCAGGGAAAAGAUGACGUCCCCAAGACCUAUCCUAGUCUCGUGCAAAUACUUCGAAAAUGGCUGACCAGCCUGCCAAAAGUUUGCACAGUUACUGGGUUGGAGGACCAUCAAUCCCAAGCACCGCCCUUACUUCCACAUGUACUCAACCUACAUCUCCUCUUUACGGCAAUUGUCGCGCAGCUGGAGGUCAAGACCAUGACAUUCUACCUGUGGCAAGAUUUGGUGGAUCCGACUUCUAUGCCAGAUCUGGACACUCCACCGGCGCAAAUCUCACUCCUCAAGAGAAUGUACGUGGAAAGAUAUACGGAAUCGCACUUGUUCCCACUCAUUGAUUUCGCCACCUCCAGAGCUCUCCUGCACCUGACCGCGUCCCAAUCUCUCUCUGACCCGAGGCAAGCAGCUGGAGAUAUCCUAGUGGCAGAUCCAAAUCGCAGGCAUCGAUCUUCCGCGGGCUUAACUCAUCAUUGCUCGGGGCGGCGCCUGGAUGACUCGCUGGAGCUGGGGACCUUUCCGGCCAAUGAGACAGUAUUUGAGGAUCCGGUCCAGGAAGAGGGGACCGGGGGUGUGACACGCUACCCAUGGGGACCGCGUGUGAGAUGUGUUGGCCCUGAUUUUGCCGCUGCAUUGAGCCUGGGUCAGGGCGGUGCUGCACACUCCUGGUCCACGCAAGCUGGCGUCCAGUCUGCCUUGAAUCGUCCAGCCGGGGACGAAGUCGGGAAGGGCCUGGCACCCACCACCACCAUUGGGCCCAUGACCGUGACAGAUGACUUUGGAAUUGGACCUGCCUUGCUCGGGGGCGCUGUGUCCUCUGAGUGCAUGGAUUAUUUUUGCGAUCAAUUGGCUGAGCUCGAUGAUUUCGUCUGGUGA